Achroia grisella is the source of this 1714-nucleotide messenger RNA. Its product is annotated as paired mesoderm homeobox protein 2A-like. Gene Ontology annotation, biological process: regulation of transcription by RNA polymerase II. The record is from RefSeq and is a predicted model, not a curated record. Gene Ontology annotation, molecular function: RNA polymerase II transcription regulatory region sequence-specific DNA binding; DNA-binding transcription factor activity, RNA polymerase II-specific. The transcript is spliced from 4 exons. Bases 1 to 846 code for a protein of 281 amino acids. NCBI's taxonomy places the organism in Eukaryota, Metazoa, Arthropoda, Insecta, Lepidoptera, Pyralidae.
AUGGAGUACGGGUACUUGAGUGGGGCUGGUGGCGGAUUUGAGAGCGGCUGCCUAGGCUCCGGUGGCGGCGAACUGUCGUGGGGCGAGCUGGCAUCAUGCGGCCAGAUGUCGCAAGCAGCUUAUCGCUAUCAGGGUAUGCGCUACCAGCCACCACCGCCACAGUGCGCGCGCCCUCAGGACGCGGCUAUGAGGAAUCAUCAUAUUUUCCCGCCAACCAUGAAUUUACAACCUGGACUACCUUACAAAGUGUACGGCAGCCAUGAAGGUUCAUUGACAGAAAAACGAAAACAGCGACGAAUCCGCACCACCUUCACUUCUGCGCAACUCAAGGAGUUAGAGCGAGCUUUUCAAGAGACGCACUAUCCUGACAUUUAUACUAGGGAAGAAAUUGCUAUGAAAAUAGACCUAACAGAAGCGAGAGUACAGGUAUGGUUCCAGAACCGAAGGGCAAAGUUCCGAAAGCAGGAGCGUCUAGCACAGCAGAAAGCGGGUGAAGCCCCAGUGAAAGCAGAGGGCAAGCGGGACAAACCGUCUUCUCCAGCAACAUCCCCUCAUCCGGCGCCACCUGCAUCGGCGCCCCAGCCAGCGCACCAUGCUUUGCCUCAUUUAUCUCCGCCCGAUUUGAAACCUAUCACGUCAGCAGCAAAUAAACUAUGUGACGAGCUAAAUAAUGGUGGUGGUCCAGGUAUACCGCCCGUGAGUGGAACUGGCAGUAGCAAGUGGGCCGGCGGCUGCGGCCUGUUGCGACAGCCCUCAGGAUUCCCACUGCUCGGUGUCGCGCCUCCGAACUACCUGCUCUCAGAUCAUCUUGGAACUCUCGCUAAAACGAACAACCAUCUUUUCUAAUGGGUAUAAAUCGUAUUAUUAACUCACUGUUUUUCAUAGCUGAGUUAAGGGGAGGAGAUAUCACAAUAAAUAACCAUCAAUUUUCGAGCAUCCUAGAGACAUCUGAGUGACAAAUUGAAGUGAACAUGAUGCUUAAAUUACGAAUGGUAAAUUGUGUGAUUUCGCUACUAGUGAAAUUAAAUUACAAGUGCCAAAAUGUGUCCAUUUAAUUGUAUUAUUGCAAUAAUAAACAUUAAACGAAGUUUUAGAUGUAUUUAUAUUGCUAAAACGGUUACACGAUCUGGUUUUCAUGUAUAGAAGUGUAAUAUUUCAAACAGAGUGUAUUGUUAAGAAUUCUUGUAUUAGAUACCAAUUAAUUGAUUUAUUAGGUCAAUAUAAAAUAAAAUUUUGUGUGAUAAUGUCUGUAAAUACGAACUCCAAAACAUCGUAUACGUCAUUGAAGUAUACUCACUUAAUUGUAAACGAAAGAAAAUAAUUAAAUAUAAAGUAUUGUAUUCUUUUUUUAUACAUUAAUGUCGAUUUUUUUAUAUACAGAAUAAUUUGUUUUUGUAUUUUAUCUGUAAAGGAAUUAUUAAAAGAACUAUUUAUGAUGUUUCUGUGUCGAUGGUUGUGUUUGAUUGUGAGCGUGAUUUGACAUCAAAAUAUUAACAAUCUAGUCAUAAAAUACAUAUAUACAUUAAAUAUAAUUUAUCUUUUGUUGCGUUUAUAAAAUUUUACGUACCUACAUUCCAAAGUAAUAGUUCUUAGUUAGGUAUAUACAGUGCAGACUGGCGUAGUAGAAUGUGUAAAUAUGUAAUCUAAAGUAAUUUGUAAAUAAUACAUAGCGAUGUACCCGAGUGCAUGUAUGUAAUUAAAUUGAAGAAUUUGU